Molecule: messenger RNA, 685 nt
Organism: Kickxella alabastrina
Lineage: Eukaryota; Fungi; Kickxellomycota; Kickxellomycetes; Kickxellales; Kickxellaceae
Product: peptidyl-prolyl cis-trans isomerase NIMA-interacting 4
Exons: 1
Coding region: 98-475 (125 amino acids)
Biological process (GO): rRNA processing
Molecular function (GO): peptidyl-prolyl cis-trans isomerase activity; DNA binding
Source: RefSeq, a predicted model, not a curated record
CGCCGCCAUAGUAACACAAUUACAUCUCAUUAUUGCUUCUAAAAUCUGUUUCUUUAAUUUUACUCUCGCCAAAUAAUUAUACACACAAACUUGCAAAAUGGCCAAAAAGAAGGAAGCAGUGCAGAUAUCAAAGGGCGCCAAAGACGCAGUCGACGCCAAAGGCACCAAACUGAAGGCAGCCAGCGCCGUAGUCGUCCGCCACAUCCUAUGCGAGAAGCACUCAAAGAUCAUGGAGGCCAUGGAAAAGCUCAAGGCUGGUACAGACUUUGGCAAGGUCGCUUCCGAGUACUCCGAGGACAAGGCCAAGGUGGGUGGCAGUCUGGGCAGGAUGCCGCGCCAUUCGAUGACAGGCCCAUUUGAGGACGAGGCGUUUAGGCUUGUGCCGAGCACAACGAGCAAGCCGAUAUACUCGGACCCGCCAGUCAAGACAAAGUUUGGCUACCAUAUUAUCAUGGUGGAGGAUCGGAUCAAAUGAAGCAGCGGCUUGCGUUGUCUUUUUUGGUGCAUGUGAUUGGCCCCUAUAAUACCAGCGCCGGCGAUGCAGGCGGGUACUCGUAGCGAUGGGAAUUCGGACCGCAGCGCUGUUUUCUACUUUUUCUUUUUCUUUAUCUAAAUCUGCAACUAUAGUUGAUCCAUGUCAGAUGUGGCCGGUUUUGGCGCUUGGAGAGAACCGGCAUUCUCGCUG